AUGGAGACGGUCAUUCGCCAACCUGGCGGGAGGGACGCGCCAUGUUUGUUGACCCCGCACCUGUCAAGCAGGAAUGAAGACCCGGAAGGAAACAUUGGCGUACCUAUGGCCAAUAUGGGCGCAUGCAUGCCCACGAGCUUCACGACAGCCGGUAGCCUGUCGCUCAUUUGUGUGGGAGUGCAAGCUGGGUCCGACGUGUAUUGCCGCACGCUCUUGACGAGAUCGCGCGAUGUUUCGUGGGUAGGCAUUGCUGAGAGCUCUAGGAGACGGCCCGAGGUUGGCGACACGCAUGCGAAGCAGGCCACUGGUACACCGGCAAGCCACCUCGGUAUGGAUGUGGGGGUGUGA
Messenger RNA from Laetiporus sulphureus 93-53, 348 nucleotides. RefSeq lists its product as uncharacterized. The record is from RefSeq and is a predicted model, not a curated record. Bases 1 to 348 code for a protein of 115 amino acids. NCBI's taxonomy places the organism in Eukaryota, Fungi, Basidiomycota, Agaricomycetes, Polyporales, Laetiporaceae. The transcript is spliced from 4 exons.